This is a messenger RNA of Lycium barbarum (goji berry), 816 nucleotides long. RefSeq lists its product as uncharacterized. The transcript is spliced from 3 exons. The record is from RefSeq and is a predicted model, not a curated record. The coding region runs from base 224 to 658 and encodes 144 amino acids. Lineage: Eukaryota; Viridiplantae; Streptophyta; Magnoliopsida; Solanales; Solanaceae.
UGUUUUCCUCCACACCGAACGCACCCUAUGUCUUGUUAGCCUUUAGAAUUAUGCUAAACAUAUCUAAUACUAUUUAAAUGCACUUAAAUUUGUAGUGUUAAUUGUUGUUUUACAAGGCUAGAGAUCUACAAUGAUCCAUCAAGAAUGUUUGGGGCAAGUGGGGUGAUAAACAAUCCUCAAAGUACAACUCCAAAUAUUCAUGGUAGUACUCUCCAAAUCAUGAAUGGUGGCCGCACCAUUUUUUUUAAUACUUUUGAUGAAAGCCUUAUUGGCCAAGAAAAUAAAGAUCAACAAUGAUCCAUCAAGAAUGUUUGCCACAAGUGGACUGACAGACAAUCGCCAAAGUACACCUCAAAAUAUUCAUGGUAGUACUCUCCAAAUCAUGAAUGGUGGCCGCUCCAUUUUUUCUCGUACUUAUAUGGACGAAAACCGUACUGUCCAAGAAAAUGAAUGGAUUCAACACUUUACGCAACCAUUGCUUGUUGCUCCUCCUCCGAUGUAUGCUCCCAUGAUGGUUGAUCAGAGGCAGGUCUUUGAAAUUUCCUCGAGUCCAAACGUUGGGUCAGGUCCCAUAAAUGGAGAAGCAUCCACUUCAUACGAGCAGGCUCCUUGUCAAUGUUAUUAUUGUCGUCUGUCGACAAGCAGGUCCCGUCAAUGAAAAUGUAUGUUUGAAUUAGCCAUCAAAUAAGACAUUCCUAAAUGGUUAUUCUGUUUGUGUUCUUAAUUAUUGGAUUAAUACUUUACUCUUUAGCCUUUGAAUAUCAAAUCCUUAAGUUACUGGUUCAAUCAUGCUCUUCUGUUCAAUCCCAUCCAGAA